AUGCCUGCUCAUCAUUCCCAUGUUGUUAAAGUUAAAGAUUAUUUUGAUAACGAUUAUAACGGUUUAUGGAGUUGGUAUUUGAGUAACCUACGAAAAGGAAAUUUUGAAGAAAUCACAGGUAAUAUUUUAAAAUUCACAUUACUAAAAAGAUUUUUAAAUGAAUAUUUAAACAGUGAUGAAUUCCAAUUCAAUAAAAAAAUACUCAUAGUAAGUAUUCCCGAUAAAAUUCAUUACCAACAAGAUAUUACUAUUUUAGAGAACUUCUUAAAAGAUUAUUUCAAAUUGAAUAACUUAAAAUAUAUACAAAUCACAAAACUAACCACAAAUGAUAGAAUCUAUAACCAUGAAAACCAUUACAUGAUUAUGGAUCCGUUGAACAAUUUCAACGACAAAUUUUUCUUAGAAUCUAAAAAUUUAUUAAAUAACGACAGCAAUAGUGGAGGGAGUGCCAUAAAAGAUCAUAAUAAUAAUAUUGAUCCCGAUGAUAGUAAUAGCUACAUAUCUUUAUCAAGCAGCGAUAGUUUAAAUACCAGUUCCAGUUCGAGUAGCACCGGUAGUUCAACCAGCAGCGCUUCGUGUUCGGCAGAGCGAAGCCCUUACCAUAACAAUGAUACUAAUGAUCAACAUCAUUAUGUUGGUACAAGCACAUCAAACAACAACAAUAAUAAUUCCGCUAAUAGAAAUUCUAUUGCACAAUCCUUCUCGUCACCAAGAAACAGCAAAAUAGCAAAUAGUGGUCAGGUAGAUCAAAUUUCUAAUAGAAAUAAUAUCACAGAAGAUGACAUCAAUAUGGGUGAUAAUGUUUUAAUACAGCAACAAUCUAUUAACUCAGAAGAAUAUGACGAUGAUGAUGACGAUGAUGAUGAUGAGGAUGACAGUAUAAUAUCCACUAACCAUGACAAUAAUACUACAGAUUUGCAUAAUAAAAUAAUGAAAAUGGAAUUCAAUUUUCCCCAUCAUACUAUCACUAAUAUUCAUAAACAAGACCCAUCCCAACAACCACAAUUAGAGAAAAAAUUCGAGAAUUUAUCUUUGAAAAAGAAGGAUACUCUGCCACACGAUUCCCAAGUAUUUUCCAAUGAUGUGCAAGUCCUUAAUCAUACGAGAAAUAUCUCCUCCGUGAUGAGCGACAUCAAUGUAGAUGCAGAAUCGGUCAAUAGCUAUGCAUAUUCUACCGAUGAGGAUUUUGGUUCAGAAUUGAAGCAUGUGAAUACAAGAGAAGAUGAUGCUGACUUACACAAUAAAAGUGACGUUGCUGAUACUAAACAAGAAUACGAUGCCAGUCAUGAUAUGGUUGACUACGAUGAUGAAGACAUUGACGAGGCUGCUAUAGAUAAAGAAUACAAUUUUGAUGACGAUGAUGGUUCCGAUAAUGAAGAUGAUUCGCUAUGUUCAAUUUUCCCCUCUAUUUCCAUAUCUGCUGAUUUUGGUAAGUUUAGAUUGGUUUUACAAAUUAUAUUAAUACAGAACCCCGAUACAAGAGAGAUAUCCACUGCAAUUAGGCAAAUGAAUAAUAAUCCAACUGUAGCCAACCAGGAUGAUGACUGGCUAUUAUACGAUCAAUUUUUUAGAAUGGACAAUUUACAAAUGCUAAGUUUAAAAGAUAUUUUAGGGAUGAAUAGAUAUUGCCCCAAAAUAUUAUUUUAUUCGAUGGUUGAUUUAACUACACCAUCUAAAAGUCCUAAAAAGAAAGACAUUGAUGCCCCUAAUGGUAAUGAUCAUUUAGAAGCCGUAGACGAGAUAAAAACUUUUUUUCCAUCAAACACUACCGGGAAUAAUGAAGAUUUUAACAAUUAUUUUAUAGAUGAUGACCAAAAUUGUUUGUCUAAACAGUCCACUUUUACUAAAGAUACUCUACCAGUAGGAUUGUAUUCUGAUGAUAAAUUAGGUGCCAAUGCUUCUGCUAACGGGGGAUACACAGACGAUGACGAACUGGAAAAUGGUGUUAAACUAUAUAACGCUAAUACGAAUCAAACAGGUUAUAGGUCAAUUAGAACAAUUGAAAGUGUUGGUGUCGGGGAUUGGGCGUUUCAGAACAGCCUUGGUAAUAGUAAUACUAAUGUCUUUAAUGGCAAGGACAAUGAUAACAACAAUAACAAAAUUAAUAAAAUACCGUUAAAAAACAACAAAAAUAUUAUAACUGCCAAUAAUUUGAAUAACAAUAUGGACCAUAAUGCCAGAGAAGAAAAGAAAUUAUCCAAAGUUGCCACUAUAGGUUCAUUGAAUGUUGUAGAGCGGUCCAAAAGUACUCCAUUACCUGAUGUAUUGAGGACUCUAAGCGGUAUGGACGAAACCACUAGUAAAAAUCUAAAACAAAAAUUCAAGAAGAAUAAAUUUAUUAGAAAGAAGAAUAAGUUUACUCGUAGUAAAGAACGUCAACAUGCUAAAAAUCAUAUACGUGAUAACACCAACUGUACCAUAAUGUGA
Saccharomycodes ludwigii is the source of this 2427-nucleotide messenger RNA. RefSeq names its product Gis4p (gene GIS4). The transcript has a single exon. The record is from RefSeq and is a predicted model, not a curated record. NCBI's taxonomy places the organism in Eukaryota, Fungi, Ascomycota, Saccharomycetes, Saccharomycodales, Saccharomycodaceae. Bases 1 to 2427 code for a protein of 808 amino acids.